Molecule: messenger RNA, 2094 nt
Organism: Triticum aestivum (bread wheat)
Lineage: Eukaryota; Viridiplantae; Streptophyta; Magnoliopsida; Poales; Poaceae
Exons: 2
Coding region: 196-1938 (580 amino acids)
Source: RefSeq, a predicted model, not a curated record
CGCUCCCCUCGCAGGUCGCAGCCAGCGGCAGAGAGAAACAGAGCAUCAACCAAAUCGCCGCUUGCCAUCGCCCGUCACGCCUUUGCACCCGCGAAUCUAAGCCGCUGCCAAUCUUCUGGUCUCACACCGUUUUCCCCCCAAAAAGAUCAUAUCUUUCUAGUUCCCCAAAUCCUGUCCUAGCUCACCUCCAGAUCCAUGGCGCCCCGCGCCGUUCCCGUCCGGCCCUCCGCCCUGGCGGGCGCCCCGCGCUCCGGCCACCCCGACUGGGCCUUACUCAACAAGGCGGGCCGCAUCUCCGACGACCGGAACGAGACCACCGCCGAGUGCCGCACGGCGGAGGGCCAGGCCGUCGAGGUGUCCUUCUGCCUCGCCGACCCGCCGGCCGUCUCCCACUUCUCCGUCCACUGCCCCGGCCUCGAAGGCGACGACUACUCCGACACCCAGCCCCUGCUCAUCUGCGCCGAGGGACCCUUCGUGCUCUUCUGCGUCACCCUCAACGUCCCCGAGCGGGGCUCCGUCCACCACUUCGUCUACUCCGCCCGCGGCCCGUCCAGUAAGCGCCCGUCGCUGCACCUGCUUCCCGAACCGGACGCUCAGAUCCAAGCCUUCCAGGCCCAGCAGUUUGGCAUCUUGCCCUGCGGCGGCGGCCACUUCGCCGUGGCUUUCCUCGAUCGGGUUCGCCCUAUCAACUGCUGGAGGUAUCACGCCUACGUCUUCUCCUCCACCACACGGGCAUGGAGCAGAACCAAGCCGACUAUGCCGCCGGACUUGUCCCAGUCCGACCAAGUGUUGCUCGAUAGACAUCGCAGCUGCAAACAGAUAACUGUCGGAGCAAGCUCGCUGGGCUGGGUUGAUCUCUUGGGCGGCGUACUGCUACUCUGCAACCUCUUCGACAAGCAUCCCGCCAUCGAGUACAUCCCGUUCCCCGCGUCCAGGGUUCCUCUCGCCGACGAGGACGGUGUCGCGGACAUUGUUGCUGCUGCAGAGCACUUAUGCGAAGACUGCUGCGGCCACCUGAUUAGCUACAUCCGCAGAGACCUGAUCAAGUACAUCCCGUUCCCCGCAUCCGGGGUUCCCCUCGCCGACGAGGACGGUGACGCGGACAGGGCUGCGAGGCACUUCUGCGAUGGCUGCUGCGGGAUGAACUACAUCCCGUUACUCGCGUCCAGGGUUCCCCUCGCCGACCAGGACGGUGUCGCGGGCAUCGCUGCGGAGCACUUAUACGACGUCUCCUGCUGCGGCGAUCUGAUCAAGUUUGUCCAGAUAGAUUUUGAUAAACCUGAUUACGGAAGCAGUGGUGUAGCUUGGAAAGCCACCACAUGGAACAGGAAGCUCUCUUGGUGUGCUUGGCGCGACGGCCACACGGUUGAUGUCGCUGAAAUCUCGGUCGACACGAAUCGUUAUUCCGCUCUAUUGCCUGAGCUGCUGAAUGAUGAGACCAAACAAUUGGAACUGAAGAAUCUCAUUUUCAUUAACCCCACCCUGAGCAUCCAAGAUGACCAUCUUCUCUACAUAAGGGCCAAGGUAAAGGCUCAAGAUGACACGUCAUGGGUCCUCGCUCUUGACAUGAAACAUGCCUCUCUCAACGCACUAGCCCCAGUUUCCACCCAACCCUUCUGUGGCGUUAGCGUUACCAUGUACUCUCCAUGCGCCUUCCCCAAGUACUACCUCCACAACAUGCCAGCAGAGGCAGACAUGGCCAAACCAGUGGUCAGGCAUGUAUACGUCACAGCAGAUAAAAGAUCUCGCAGGAGGCAGCAACGGAUACUCAACCCCAAUAGCUCUCGACGGAAUCCGGUGGCACGGGCUGAGCAAGCUGGAGGCCACGAGCGAGCUUCAGUUCUUGAAUUCCUGCUUCUGCAUCGCCGGAACAUUAACUUCUUUGUCUUCAUAGUAGUACCGAUCAUGGCAAAAGUGUUGUCUUAUAUCUACUCUUGAAUAGAGUCGACGCCCCCUGAAUCCCUCUCCUAGUUUAAGUGCAAAUUGAUGUUGCUUCUGCUCUGACUAUGUAAAAACAAAGCAUAUCACUGUAGUAGGAGCUGCCUCUCCUCCAAGCUGUGGUUAUGUAUAUAUAUGAAAUGAUAAUUGCUGCAG